AAACCUUUGCCCGUUCCACAACUUCCCCUACCAAGAUUAAUGAAAUGGCUUCCCACCAUGCCAUGGAGACCAAGGGUGGUCCUAAGAGUUCCAGGUCUUAUGAGCCUGAGGUCACACUCCGGAGGAAGGUGGAAGACCCACCCACGAAGGACCGUAAGAAGGAAAAGGAUGAUCAUCAUGACUUUAGACCUCUCAGGAAUUUUGAUGUAAGAUUUCUAAGAGAGGUGUCGAGGAGGGCGAGGGAUAGUGCGAGACUUAAUUCCAGUUAUCCAUAUGCCCAUCCAGUGUGUCCAACGAUAAAGGAAACUAAUGGCUAUGCAGGGGCUUCUGACGGUCAGAAUAAUUCAGUCAACAACGGAAUCCAAGCUGCUGUCAAAAUGAUAUCUAAGGAAGUGGCGACUGUACCAAGAGAUCUAUUGAAAAAAACUGUGGCAGUUCCCGUUUCCCCCACAUCGUCAGCAGUUGAAGAUGUCAUGGAAGAUGACGUGCUGACCCGUUUUAAAAGUAGAACUGUUGAAAACACGUUUUCUAGAAGGAAUGGUCAUACUACAAGAACUUUAGACAUACAUGAACGAGAAAAGUUGAACAAGCAAGCGUCGGUACAAGCAGCCUGUAGUUCCAUUGAUAUAAAAACAACCAGAUGCAAAUACUGUGAGAUAACAAGUAAAUCACAGGAAGAAAUGACUAGAAUUACUCAAAAGCAUGAAGUUAUUAAAAGAAGAGACAUGAGUCGAGGAGAUGUUGGAGAAGAUGCAUCUGAGUGUUUCGAAAUCCAUAGUGACAAAGUAAAAGUAAAGGUGUGGGGAGACAAACUCAAAAGGCUAGCUCAGAAGUUAAACAGGCCUGGAGGUGAAGAAAAACUAAGAAAUAAAAUAGAAAAGUACUUAAAACAAGUACCUGAACAAUUAUCUGAUGGAGAUGAGGAACGUGUAGAAUUUAGAAAACAAUUGCCCAAUGAUAUUAUAAGAAAACUCAAGAAGCUGUAUAUGAACCCACCCGAGACGAAUUUUAAUAUUUACAGGAUGGAAUUAUACAAAUACUGUAGUAGAAAUAAGAUAGAAAACUUAAGGAAAGCGGUAUUUAAUUGGACAAAGGCUUUGAAUAUCAAAAAGAGAGAUUACUUGGGCAGAACUUUGAAGAAGGAAGAUAUUUUCAAAUUCGUAGCUGAUAAAUUAGAGCCCGUUGUACUGGCUAGACCACCGUCUGAUACAGAAUACAGACUGACUUUAACGUCGCAUAUUGGACAAAUCGUUGAGGAACUGCCAUUAGCGAUAAAUAGCCACAGUAAAGAACUAUUAAAUAAAAUUACAGAAAAUCUUGUCAAUGAUAUUUUAACAGCGGAAACUAAAACUCAUGGAACGUAUGUUCAGCCAACAACAAAAGAGAUAAAAGAGUUUGUCAGAGAUGAAGUAACAUUCUUCCUUCAAAAAUCACGCGUUGCUGUCAGUACGAAGAGAAUGGAGUAUCUUGAGGCAGAACUGAUCGAUGUUUUACUGGACAUUGUAAACAUUGCCGACGUCGACGAUUAUGUCAUCGAUAACGUUACUACUCUAUUUAAAGAGUUAGGCAAGCUUCCAGAAUAUAAAGCAAAAUAUUUUUCUCAUCUCAUAUUGAAGGAUUACACAGAGUUUUUCUUCCGUGAAAACUUUUUCCAAUUCAAAGGUCAUUCAGAGGAGAAACGUCCAUAUGUGACUUCACUGUUAAAAAAUGUUAACGGUAUGUCAGAUUUACGAGGGCUUACCAGUUUUGAUGUAUACACACUACGGCUUACAGAAGAGAUAAAUAAGUGGAUUACUAAUCUAGAUAUUCGUGGUAACGAUCACAACGUUCUUGAAACGGUUAUCAAUGAUUUAGCUACUGAAAUAGUUGAAAGAUACAAGUAUUUGUUACUGAAUCCGAGAAUCAAAGGAACGGAAGCCGAAGAGCUCGAACACUUAAAAUUCCAGAUAUUUAAAUGGACAAAUAAGUUAGAUGGUGAAGGAAAUACAAAAGCUCUAGAACAUGCUCAAGAAUUAUUGAAUGCAAUAAAUAAUAUUCCUAAACCUUCUGUACAAAGUAAUAGUGCAGCCGAGAGUGUGGUACAAGAAACGAAGAAAGAAAAUGACAAAUCUUACAUCGACAUAAUAGUUGAUGAAAUUAAUGACUGGUACAGAGAGUUACCAGCCAAAGUACAUAUGACACAAGAUGCAAGAAUAAACACUCAGUUAAUCAAAGUUUUAGCUCAAGAAAUUGAUAAUGGUCUCAGUAAAAAGGAAGACGGUAUAAUAGACAGGGAAGUAGAUAAGUGGGCUGAAAAAGUCUUCAGUGGAAAAUUCAUUCAUCGUGAAAUUGAACAAUUAAAAGACAGAAUUAAUUGUGCAAUAGAGAGUCGAGAAAAUAAUCCUAGACAUGAAAAAGUUCUUAUCAGAUCAUACGAAGAUAUAGUUGACGAAUGGAUAGAUACAGUUCCCAUUGCACCAAAAAAGGAAGGAGUAUUCAUGAAUAACAAAAACGAGUUAGUUCAUGAAAUAGCUGUAAAGAUAUGCAAAAUACAGACCAAAAUUGACCAUUUGCCACCUGAACUCAUUGAAAAGAAAUUACAGGAAGAACUAUCACAUUGGUUAAAAAAAUUGCCGUUGCAUGUUAAAAUUGACAAGCCUACUGUAAGAGAAAAAUAUGCUGAAAAGCUUGUGAAGAACAUACAGACGUAUAAUAUUCAUGGAUCCACGAGACAAAUUCAAAAAAUAACAACGACACCUUCUAAAGUGGCGCAACUAGAAGACGUAGUGCUGGUGUGGCUUAGGAAACUGCCACUGUACAGGAUCAAAACAUCAAAUGAAAAGAUUCAUUUAGAAGCAGUUAUGAAAGAAUUAGCGCAUAAAAUUGAUAAGACGAUUGUUAAUGGAGAUGGUGACAUUGAUGAUGACAUUACAGAACAUAUCAGGAUGCUCGAUCGAAGAAAAAACGAAAAGCUCAUACAAAAUAUGUCUGCCCAGCUAAAAUCACAUCUGCAGAAGCUUAAUUUACUUACAGACUUAUCUCAACAAAAUAAAGACGAUUUUGUAGCUGGUAGCAUUGACGCUUGGGUAAAGAAUUUGCCCUUACAAAAAUCAGAAUCAAGUCUAUUGGAAAUAAAGAAAAAUGAUUUUGUCAAAAACGUAAGGCGCUUAGUGUCUUCAAGUUCAAACAAUUCUGUUUUAAAGAAAGAGAUAAUAUUUUUUAUGAAAACUCUCCCAUUGAUUCGUAAUCAUAAAGCAGACAUAAGAUUUUUGAAUGACGAAGCAGAUAAACUAAUUCACACUUUGACAGCCGUGCCUGUCGAAGAUGUGUCUAGAGAAAUCCAGAAUAAAACUAACGAAAUAACUUGUCAGGCCAUCAAGAAGUGGGCUGAUACUUUACCACUAAAGUCUGUACACUGUCCGAGAGAGCUCCGAUAUUUUAUCGAUGAUAUGAGCACAGUAAUAACUAUGCUUUUAGUAGACCUCGAUCAUAAUAAGUCGAUCGAAAGUGACAAAAGAUUACACAGAGAAAUUGUUAAAUUUCUGAGAAGGUUUCCUUUACGCCAAGAGCAUAGGACUGAUUCCCACAUCUCACGAAUGGCCGAUGAACUAAUUAAAACUUUGAAAGAAGUACGUUCGUUUGGGGAAAAAACCUGCACUCAGAUGAAUAAAGUUACUGUAGGGGUUGCCUUAGGAAAUGCAAACACGACUGACGAUGUAAAUAUUGAAAGUUUAAAAGACAAUAAUGAUGUACAAAAUAAUAUAGAUAAUUACACAAGAGAGUUGGUACAGCAAAUAAGCGAAUGGUUUGACAGCUUAAACGUUCCUGCAGUGCACAAAGAUGGUUACAAAGAAGUAAUAAUGAACGAUCUAGCCGGAGAUAUAAUAGACAGGCACAAAUAUAUAGAAUUAAACCCCUACACAACAUUGUCAGAUGACAAUGAAUUGGAACAUUUAAAGUACCAGAUAUUUAAAUGGAUCAAUAAACUAGUUGGUGAAGAUAAUCUUGAAACAAUAGCACACGCCGAGGAUCUACUGCAGAGGGUGAAUAAAAUCUCAGUACCAAUGUUGGUGAGACCACAAGAUAGAAAGCAAUCAAAGGGAAACUUAAUUGAAGAACAAAGCAUUAGUCAAACUCCUAAUGAGUCAGCAGAUUCAACGAAACACGAUUCUAAUUCUGGUCCAACUAACACGCCUAGUAGUGGGGGAAGGUUUAGUGGAUCGUCACAGUCCCAACAGGCAAGUGCCCGGGCCGGAAGCAAUCUAACAGACAUAAUCCACAUCAACCAACCAUCUUCUCAGGAUUCCCCACCUUCUUCCCAGGUCCUACCAGAAGGCACUGCCGAUGAAGGCACUAAAGAAGCUGUUUACGAGAAAUAUCAAAAGAUUUUCAGAGCUAAAUGUGACGCAUUGCCUAUAGACAGCUCAACGCCUGAAAGUGCCAAGUUAGCGGAAUUAGCAAAAUCAGCAAUAUACAACGGAAUAGUCAAAACGUUUUUCAAUUUAAAAUCUGACCCGGAUAUAGAAAAUGAUUAUGGAUAUUUCGAGUUUAUGCUGGAAGAGAAAAUAGAAGAGUUAUUAGACGUACUUCCACAGUCGGAUGAAUUAGUGAAGAAAAGACAUGCUUGGAAACUAGAUAUUCUUUCAAACGCAAUUGAUAUGCUUGACGACUUGCACAGUCUCUCAGACAGGCCUUCUUUUAGGCAACGCGUUAAAAAUAAAUUCAAUAGAAAGUUUGCAAAAGAUCUAGAAUUAGAGCAGUGUUUUUUACUACAACAAGGAUUCAUAGCUGAACUAGCUGAUGCAUAUAUUUUAGCCACAAAUUACAAAGAAAAAGAUCCGGUUAGAGCAAAAGCUUAUAGAAGCAGACUGAUGAAGAGAGUUGAUGAUUUAGCAACUCAUCUAGCCAAAGAGCAUAAUGUAGGAUUUAGAUUUUUCGAAAAAGAACAGUUAGGACGUAUUGCUAUGAAAGUUUUGGAACAAGUACCGAUACCGGAGGAAGACAUUUUACAAGAGGAAGCUGAAGCAAUACAGCUUGCCGACGUGGUAGAGAGAUGGUAUAACGAAUUGCCAACCAAACCGACGAUUAACGACACUGAUGGAGUUUUAAGGAAAAGAAUGAUAGAUCUACUGGCAAAAAAGUUGUAUGAUUUGCAUAAACGAUUGAAAGAUCAAGACCCGUCGAAAGAAGGAAAGAUGAAACACGAAAUGAGUCAGUUUUUAGAGAAAAGAGGACAGUUACAAGAAAACCAAGAUUUGAAUAUAAAUUUAAUGGUUGACGAACUGCACCUGAGACUCAAAACAAAAUGGCUGAAAGAACCGAUAGAUUAUGAGGAGUUUGAAAGGUACAAGCCGUUAAGUUCAACUUUUGCUCAAGUAAAUAACGCGGAGUUGUCAUCACCGUUGUCAGAUGCGGCUACUUGUACAAGGCCUAAUCUAAGUAUUCCAAGGCCUGUAGUGGGUCUAGGUCAAAGCUUUGUAGUCCCACCAAUACAUACUAGUACACCGAUUCCUACUUUACAACGAACCAGCUUGUAUGCAGAAGAAAGCGGUUUAAAAGCUAUGAGGCCAAGUCUCCCUUCUCCACUACUUAAAGGUGAAGCACAAACCUUUGCAGAAAGUAUAAGCAUGGGCAAUCAAAUGACUAACACCCCCUAUAUUUCACAAGUAGAGGCUAGAGGUGGGAUCAGCCAGGUCGGACCGAGUGAGGGUUAUAUUUCUCAGCAAUAUACUUCAAUGCAGGGUCCUACGCCAAGCAGAAUUAUAAACGGGGCUCUCGAAGGCAGUCAGUUUGGACCGCAGCCGGGUCCAUCCCCAAUGAGAUCGAAUACGGGAUGCCCACUUGGACCUAUUGGGGCCUCGGGACAGAUUUUUGUACCGGAUGACAACGCUAUGUUGCAGAACAUGGAGUCUGCACCAAGUAAUGGUGGCUUACCAGAGCAACGAUUUGAUCAAAGUAUGCCCAACCAAGCUCAAGGGCCGUAUGGGUCUAAUCAGCUAUAUGUGCCAGGUUGCCAGGGUUCUCGAGGAUCUACUCCAACAGAUUAUCCUGGGUACCAAGCCGGUAGAGGGCCGACUCCUUGCCAUGGAACUGCUUCGGCGGUGCCAAUCGGUCCUGGUGUUUCUGUCGACAUGUAUGACAGUGCAUAUCAAGUAAAAUGCAGAUGUUUCGAAUCCUACCGCAGAAGGAGAAGGUUUUUCGACCAAGACGGAAGGUAUAAACCUUAUGAUUGUAAUUUUUAAAUUGUGUGCGCGUUUGUGAUGUUUUUGUGCUUUUUG
Messenger RNA from Helicoverpa armigera (cotton bollworm), 6257 nucleotides. RefSeq lists its product as uncharacterized. The coding region runs from base 45 to 6221 and encodes 2058 amino acids. NCBI's taxonomy places the organism in Eukaryota, Metazoa, Arthropoda, Insecta, Lepidoptera, Noctuidae. The record is from RefSeq and is a predicted model, not a curated record. The transcript is spliced from 7 exons.